This is a messenger RNA of Miscanthus lutarioriparius, 1497 nucleotides long. The record is from the annotation of a GenBank genome assembly. Lineage: Eukaryota; Viridiplantae; Streptophyta; Magnoliopsida; Poales; Poaceae.
AUGGCGCUGGCGGGGACGGGGAUGUUCGCGGAGAUCCUGGACGGCGAGGUGUACAGGUACUACGCCGACGGCGAGUGGCGCAGCUCCGCCUCCGGCAAGUCCGUCACCAUCGUCAACCCCACCACCCGCAAGACCCAGUACAGGGUGCAAGCAUGCACCCAGGAGGAGGUGAACAAGGUGAUGGACGCGGCCAAGGUCGCGCAGAAGGCAUGGGCCCGGACACCGCUGUGGAAGCGCGCGGAGCUCCUCCACAAGGCGGCCGCGAUCCUGAAGGAGCACAAGGCACCCAUCGCCGAGUGCCUUGUCAAGGAGAUAGCCAAGCCGGCCAAGGAUGCUGUUUCUGAGGUUGUGCGGUCUGGGGAUUUGGUGUCGUACACAGCUGAGGAGGGUGUGCGGAUACUGGGGGAGGGCAAGCUGCUCGUUUCUGAUAGCUUCCCUGGUAAUGAGCGGAACAAGUACUGUCUGAGCUCCAAGAUACCCCUUGGAGUAGUUUUGGCAAUCCCUCCAUUCAACUAUCCUGUCAACUUAGCGGUUUCUAAGAUUGGCCCAGCACUAAUUGCGGGCAAUGCUCUUGUGCUCAAGCCUCCAACUCAGGGUGCUGUGGCUGCACUUCAUAUGGUACACUGCUUCCACCUGGCUGGUUUCCCGAAAGGUUUGAUCAGUUGUGUGACUGGGAAGGGUUCUGAAAUAGGAGAUUUUCUUACAAUGCAUCCUGGAGUCAACUGCAUAAGUUUUACUGGUGGCGAUACUGGUAUAGCCAUUUCAAAGAAGGCCGGAAUGGUCCCUCUUCAGAUGGAGCUUGGGGGCAAAGAUGCUUGCAUUGUGCUAGAGGAUGCAGAUCUAGACUUGGUUGCAGGAAAUAUAGUAAAGGGUGGUUUCUCUUACAGUGGCCAGAGGUGUACUGCUGUCAAAGUAGUACUGAUCAUGGAAUCAAUCGCUGAUGCCGUGGUACAGAAGGUUAACGCCAAGUUGGCGAAACUGAAAGUUGGCCCACCUGAGGACGACUCUGAUAUCACCCCGGUUGUAACAGAAUCCUCAGCCAACUUCAUCGAGGGUCUAGUGAUGGAUGCAAAAGAGAAAGGAGCAACCUUCUGCCAGGAGUACAGGAGAGAAGACAACCUUAUCUGGCCGUUGCUGCUGGAUCAUGUCCGCCCUGACAUGAGGAUCGCAUGGGAGGAGCCUUUUGGGCCCGUCUUGCCUGUGAUCAGGAUUAACUCAGUUGAGGAGGGCAUCCACCAUUGCAACGCCAGUAAUUUCGGCCUACAGGGAUGCAUUUUCACAAGAGACAUCAACAAGGCAAUCCUGAUCAGUGAUGCAAUGGAGACUGGAACUGUGCAGAUCAACUCUGCACCGGCUCGUGGGCCUGACCAUUUUCCCUUUCAGGGACUGAAAGACAGUGGCAUUGGAUCCCAGGGGAUAACAAACAGCAUUAACAUGAUGACCAAGGUGAAGAGCACUGUCAUAAACCUGCCGUCACCAUCCUACACCAUGGGCUGA